Ictalurus punctatus (channel catfish) is the source of this 1650-nucleotide messenger RNA. It is a transcript of the gene nat16l, whose product is annotated as N-acetyltransferase 16, like. The transcript is spliced from 5 exons. The record is from RefSeq and is a predicted model, not a curated record. The coding region runs from base 163 to 1248 and encodes 361 amino acids. Lineage: Eukaryota; Metazoa; Chordata; Actinopteri; Siluriformes; Ictaluridae.
ACAAGUGCUUGAGAUACAGCAUGUGCAUACAGACCCAUCAACAUUUACAGAGAUGUACACAGCUCAAGAGGCACAUGAAGUACAUCAUACCCCCUCUCCCUCUAGCUUUGACCCCACAAAAUUAUAUGCAAAGAUUAAAGAGGAUCUAUAUUACGGCCGACUAUGGAAAGCCUACCAAGGAAGAACGCGGGUAUCAGCACAAGGGUGCCUGACUGGUUCCAGACAGAUUUACUACCGUCUAGCGAUGCAAUGGAGGCACAGUUUGUAGGAGAAAGUGAUGGUCUAACAUUCUGGCUGGCCAGACCACAAGACUAUGAUGAGGUGAUGGCCAUAUCACAGGACAUCUACAAUGGCAACGAUUACCUUCCACAUCGCUAUCCCACCUGGAUGACUGAGCAUGACAGAGUGGUCAUAAUUGGCAGAAGGAAUGGGAAGCUGGUGGCACUGGACUCUGCACUGGUGGUUGAUGGAGGGCAAACAGUGGUGUUGGAGGGAUUAAGGGUGUGUCCUAGUGAAAGAGGAUGCGGUGUGGCUGGAGUUAUCCAGAGAGUGACUGAUUGCUACGUUAAGCAGGUUUACCCAAGUGUAACAACCAAACGAUUGACAAGAGCUGACAACCCAGGACCUGAAAAUCUCUCCAAGUUUAUUUUUCUGUCUUGCCAGGCUAUUCUGUCUGUGUUUGGAGAGGCUGAGAGUUUUAAAAGAUUUAUCUCAGGCCUAAAAGCAAAACUGGAAAGCACAGAGAAAUCAGAUGGGCACAGCAACAACAACCAAAAACUAUUUGUACUGAAGGACAGACAUCAGCUUAAGUCAAUACUCAUGGAACCUGAUCUUUCAUUGAGACUUCAGCUUCCAGGAGGUGCCAUCAUCCAAGACUGGCAGCCUCUGAAACCAAUAGAAAGCAACCUGGAGAUUUUAGAAAGGCGAAACCUGACUUGGAUGGUUGAUUGUUUCGAUGAUAAACCAAUGUUUAUGAGCCUGCACACACCACCCUAUCCUGUUCCAUUUAAUGCAGGUUCUUUGCGGUUCAACAUAGACAUGUUUGGGACUGAUGCAUCUUUAGCAAGGAGGGCACUGAUAGCACAUUUAGAGCAGAUAAUUGAGAAGAUUCAUGGCACUGUUUUGGUUCAUGUUUACAUGCCUAAAACUUUUUGGGAAGUCAUGAGACAGUUUUGUGAGGGAGAUGAAGGAGUAAAACAAUGGGAGAUUUUCCAGGAGCAACUGUUUCUGGAGAAAGAGAUGUCAUAAAUAGUAGAGAUGAUAAGACAAAGAAAUGUAUUAGUGGUACCAAAGGUGCUAGAGCUCUGAAGAGAGGGCACUGAGUAUCAAAGUUUUUAGUAAAUUUUAAAGUUUGUUGAUUUUCUUGAACAAUUUCAGCUACCAUAAUUCUUUUACACAAUAAUUACAAAAUACAAGCCUAAAGAUUUGCUUUGAAAUAUUAAUUUUUCAGGUAGAUGUUGACCUGCUAUGGCAUUACUGCCUGUUGCACCUCCUCCGGUGCCCAUAGGAUUACCUGACUCAUCCUUGAGCCUUGCCAACAUGCCUACUGCAACCAAAAACAUAUAGGCCUCCCCAAUGACUAAGGCUGUAGCAAACCCCACUGGCACAAUUGCAUAAUAAUUACAAGAUACAAAUCAAAAGAUUUGCUUU